This is a messenger RNA of Oncorhynchus kisutch (coho salmon), 727 nucleotides long. Its product is annotated as methylmalonyl-CoA epimerase, mitochondrial. Bases 79 to 603 code for a protein of 174 amino acids. Gene Ontology annotation, biological process: L-methylmalonyl-CoA metabolic process. The record is from RefSeq and is a predicted model, not a curated record. Gene Ontology annotation, cellular component: mitochondrion. The transcript is spliced from 3 exons. Lineage: Eukaryota; Metazoa; Chordata; Actinopteri; Salmoniformes; Salmonidae. Gene Ontology annotation, molecular function: methylmalonyl-CoA epimerase activity.
CAAUAUACGUGUACUCUAUCCCAUUGUCUUGACAUUCAAAGCAAUUCGCUAUCUUACGUUGCACGAAUCUUCGAAAAUAUGGCGGCGUCGGUGUUGAAGGUUGCACGUCUCUCAAAGUGUGUUCGUCACACUUGUUCUCCAAUGCUGAGGGCAAUUUCAAACUCAACACCACUCUGCCAAGGUAUUCCAGGAUCUGUAUGGAAACUGGGAAGGCUAAAUCACAUCGCUAUAGCUGUGCCAGACAUGGAGAAAGCCACUGCUCUUUACAGAGAUGUACUGGGGGCUCAGGUCAGCGAUAAAGUUCCCCUUCCUGAGCAUGGAGUCUACACUGUCUUUGUGGAGCUGGGUAACACAAAGCUGGAACUGCUGCACCCACUCGGGGAGAAGAGCCCCAUUGCAGGCUUCCUACAGAAGAACAAAUCUGGUGGGAUGCACCAUAUCUGUAUUGAGGUUGAUGAUAUCAAUGCAGCGAUAGUGGAUCUGAAGGCUAGGAACAUUAGAACCCUGUCAGCUAAAACACGGAUAGGCGCUCAUGGGAAACCUGUCAUGUUCCUCCACCCAAAAGACUGUGAUGGUGUACUUGUGGAACUGGAGCAAGCUUGAAUACCCACAGGUCUCAUAAACUCUGUAGUUCACAAUUAGCCGGUUUGAAAAUUGAUUUAUUAUUGCACUUUUUCCACCAGUAAUAAUGAUAGCAAAGAUUAAAAAAAAAAUGUCAUGUAUAAUA